Molecule: messenger RNA, 2924 nt
Organism: Mya arenaria
Lineage: Eukaryota; Metazoa; Mollusca; Bivalvia; Myida; Myidae
Product: thymosin beta-like
Exons: 9
Coding region: 162-812 (216 amino acids)
Biological process (GO): actin filament organization
Cellular component (GO): cytosol
Molecular function (GO): actin monomer binding
Source: RefSeq, a predicted model, not a curated record
GGUACAUUAUUUUGUUUUGAUACAACGAUUUUCAUUGGACAGUAUUUUUGCAGUGAAACACACCUUUUACACCAUUAUUAUUCAGUGGGAACGCAGAUAAAAGUGCAGACAAAUUAUUCAGUGUAUUCCGUUUUAUUCAGUGAGGUUGAUCAAAUUUGAGAAUGUCUGUGGACCACAAAACCAACCCCGCCCUUCUGAAGGACAUUGAGAGUGGAACAAACCUCAAACAUGCUGCCACACAGGAGAAGAACCCACUUCCAAGUGUGGAAGACAUCUCCCAAGAGAAGACUGUCCAGGCUAUCCCCAACUUUGACUCGAGCCAGCUGAAACAUGUGGAACCACAGGAGAAAACCGGCUGGAAGGAAUCAAUAAGCCAUGACAAGGCAACGGAGGAGUUGGGGAAGUUUGACAAAAGCCAGCUGAAACACACAGAGACCUCUGAGAAAAACCCACUGCCAGACCAGGAUGUGAUAGAAGAGGAAAAGAAGGAAGUUGAACAUAGACGGUCCAUAGGCGAUUUUGACCGUUCACUGUUAAAGCAACAACGUACCGAGGAAAAAAUAGUCCUUCCAAGUAAAGAAGCGAUCGUCCAGGAGAAAAAGGAAGUGCAGCUGCGAGAUUCGAUCGGAAAGCACGACCGCAGCAGCCUCAGGAAGGUGGAGACAAAUGAGAGAGACGCUCUCAAGGAAAUUGUAGCACAGGAAGCAACCCACAAGGGCAUUGAGAGCUUCAGCAAAGACAACCUUAAACAUGCUGAAACUGUUGAGAAAAACCCACUCCCCACUGCUGAUGAGCUUCAUGGGAAGGAGUAAGGAGGCUGCCAGAUAUCAAGAAAGAAAAGACGACCUCAUAGAAGAGUCUCCCAGUUUAGGCAGCUAGUCUAAGGGAGAUCACUGCUUUGUUCAGACAUUGACCAAUUUGUUAUUUCUUCCCUUUUGUUAUGAAAAAUUGCACUGAUUAACUUGACUCACUGGGAAACCAAACAUAUCAUAAGUUAGUUAAACAAGAUUCAGGUUCAAUGAAAUGAUUGUUAUUGUUGAAAUUAUUUGAUUUUUCGGUUUCUUAUUGACUUGGCAUUAUUUUGGCAUUAACAAUUAAGCUUAAACCGAUUUGCUUGGAUGUUGGUACCGGGGCAUAGCACAUUGAUCAAACUGGCCUGGACUUAUUCUCUGGUAGAUUCCGCUUCGCUGACGCACAUUUCACCAAGACCUCUGAGACUGCUGCUCUCACUGUAAAUUGUCAUCUCUCCCAUUUAUUACUUAUACAUGUUUUGUAUUGGUUUGUCUUGGGUACCAAUGUAUUAAGCAUUACAACAUUAUAUUUAGCAUGACUUGUUAGAUGUUUUCCUUAGAUAUCUUGACUCUGUAUCAUAUCUUGCCUAAUUAAUUUGCUAUAUCAAUUAUAAAUUGUAUAAACUUGUGUAUCUCGUUGUAGUGAAUAACAAUGUUUCAAUAUACUUAUGUAGAUUGCAUACUGACUUGACAGCUCACGGAUGACUAGUAUUAAAAAAGGAAUAUCGCUAAUACUUCGUCCACUUUUGAUAUCGUAUGUUAAAUUAUUAACAGAUAUUUAAAAAAACAAAAACACCUCAUUUUAUCUUGCUUGUAUGGGAUUGUCUAAAAAGUAGUAGCAUAUUUUUAAGGCAAACUUCGUGGUUUUGAGAUUCUACGAAAACAUUAUUUCAAUCUAACAAACUUUCUAAUAAAUCUGCAUUCUCAGUUUUUUGUUUCCUAUGCCUGUAUUGUUAUAACUUACUGUUGUCAACUGAUUUUGUGUUGUAAACUUAUUGUGUUUUUUCUUGUCUGUCCACAUAGAGUUAAACUCAAAAGUUUUGUCCUUAGCCCAAUGAUGUUGGCAUUUUUUCACACUAAAGUGCAAUUAAUUAUUAAUUAAUGGUUUAGAUUUGGAUCAGUUUACAAGUUUUUUUACUUCUGUAGAUGUUCACUGAAUAUUCUGUUGUUGAAUAUCUGAUAUUAUUAAGAUAAAGCAUACUUUUUAUAACUGCCUGCAACAUUUUUUCCUGCCAUAUUGGUUAUUGGUGCACUGUACAAAUUCGCAAUAUUGUGUUGUAGUUUAGGUGAUUGUUAGGACAAAGAAAUGAAAAUCUCAUAUUAAUUUUGUGUUUAUUUUUCUUACAAAAUGCUUUUGUAGCUGCAAUAGUUUUUUCCUUGGGCCACACCAAAUUGAUGUUUCAUUAAUCUGAUUUACCACAACUAUUUUUCAGAAAAUGAAAAAAAUAUUUUUUCUUUUAAUUUUCACCAAAUAUAUUUUUUACUAAAUAAUAAUAGUUCAGCCAUGUCACAUUGUGCAAUGCAAAAACAUGUUAUUAUUUAUCACUGACUACCCACGGAAAACAGAAUCAGGUGUGAAUUAAGUUAUAUUUACUCAGGAUUAUCAUUCUUUGAGAUAAAUUAUGUAGAAAAAAUGUUUCUUUUUCACUGUUUUUUAAACCCCCCAAAAAUAAUCUGGCUUGCUCCAAUUUUAUUUUCAGUCAAAAUCUGUGGAGGUAAAAAUCACAUUGGUGUGGCUUGAUAGUUAUACUGUAGAGCUUUUUGUAGUUUAUGUUUCAGUAUUUUAUCAUUUGACUUUUUCUAGUCUGCUUUCAUAAUUUGUAGCUUUUAUAAGAAGUAUGAAGUUAAUUUUAGAAUCUCUGAUAAGCAGUCUUCGUAAGCAAAAGUGGGUGGCUUGUUAAAUUUGUUUCAACCCAUGUUGAUCAAAACUUUUUCUUUCUGUUGUAUUCAUGUUUUGGGACCAAACUUUGUGAAUAUGAAGACGUUUAAUAGUAUUCUUUUCAUAAUUAAUAUAUGUUUGUUACAUGGUUAACUCAAAAUGUUCAAGAUUUCUUCGUGUUCUCACAACAUAUUUUAGUGUACAUCAUACGUAUUAACAUUUAUAUUCUGCUACAAUAAAAAAAAUAAUAAAUU